AUGUUGAAGCAACCCUCAAAGUAUCAGACCACAAUUGUCCUAGAAAACAAAAACUUGGCCGAAACUAAAAGGCUUGAAGAAGAUGCAAAACAAAAGAAGAACUGGAAGAGAUGGGGGCCUUAUUUAUCGGAGAGGCAGUGGGCAACCGUAAGAGAAGACUAUUCUUUUGAUGGCGCUUGGUAGGGACACUCUUUAACAUCUGAUUUACUUUGAUAAUCCUACUUGAUUCGUGAGGGACUUCGUGUCGCACGUGGGUGGGUCCUUAGGGAAGUCCUUAGGGAUGAACACGGAACUGCGCAUGAUCAUUAACACGUAACUGUUCCAAUCUCGACCCAGAGCUCUUUUGCGCAAGUAGAGGAGAGAGAAAAGCACUGGGGUCGAGAAUGGUUAAUUCGACCUGUUCAUUUCUCACGUCGACUCAUGCGUGGUCCUGCUGCCACGAUGAGUUGUGAAGCUGUUUCGCGUAUUAGCGAUUGUGCUUACAUUUUGUCAUUUCGAUACAAUUAGUGAUCACACUGUCUCGUCCAAAAAUCACCAUUCUAUGCUUUGAGUGAAAGAGAAGAAAAGAUGUAAUUUUUGUCUACUUUUCGUUCCAAUUAUUCAUGAAUUGAUUAAAGAUUACGUGCAAAACAGUAGCAUUUUUGUGAACUAAACAUGAAAACAAAAAAAGAUUUGCGUAGAGUUUGCUUCACUCUUCUUUAAUUUCCUAGUUUGAGAUCUUUAACGUGGCUCGAUACAGUUUUUCAGGGUCAAUACCUCCCAAGGAGUUUGACCACAAUCUGCGUCGCCUUGAAAAAAGAUUUGGGAAAAUUGCCACCACAGUUGUAUUAGAUAAAAAUGAAAAUUUGUUAUGAUCAGGGUUGCAACGACAUCGGAGUUGUCAUAGCAACGAAAUGACGCUGUUACCUAUUUUACUUGCAGCAGUAUAUCUCGGCACUGGGAACUAUUCUUUCAAAAUCGUUCACGGGAGCUUUUUCUUCCAAUAGCGGCCUCGAUGCUCGUGAAGUUUAUGCGAAAUCUGUAAGAGCGUUAUCGAGAUAUUUUGGGAUGAAGAUUUUAGGGUUAGAAACAAGGUAAAAAAUGAACAAUCUUGAUGUUUGGCCUUUAUCUGUAGAAAACGAAGCGCUUUUGACAUGCAAUUUCAACUCAUAGUAGUUCAAUCUUUUCAAAAACGUACGUGAAAGAUCAUGGAGAUAGCUUUAGCCGAUUGCUAGAAAGAAGGCUUUGAUUAGUAUCUAUCGAGGCGCUCUUGUUAGCGGUUUUGUAAACAUUUUGGUCUUCUAACAAAUUAGCGAAUAAUUUUAAACCGCUCGAUAGAUUUUAUCGAGCCACCCUAAGUGGUAUACUACUCGAGCCGUAGUUCGUAGCCCGUAGGCAUUGCAUUGUACUAGGUCUCCACAAUUAGUUCAGUUACACUGUACUGAAUGUAAGCUAGAGGGCUGACACUUUUUUAAUUCGCUGAAUAUUAGACUACUUUACAGUCUGGAAAGGUCGACAAUAUUGCCAGUACUAUUUCACCAGAAUUUCUCUACUGCCACGCAGGUUGCACGUGAAAGUGUUAGCCUGUACCCCGUGUACGGUCUGUACGUGAAGUAAUGCAACUUGUUUCGAGAGACUUAACAUAAUAACUUUUUAACAUGCAUGAACUAUUUUGCAAUUAGAAAAGAGCAGAACGCUCAUCAGUAUCAAUCUUAUUUUUCUUUUUUGCUUGAGUUAUAAAAAUUGUUUCCUUCAAUGUCACUAUAUCACGAAUCUAACCCCGUUUUGUCUAUUUCCUUGGUGCGAGAGCUUCCCCCCCCCUUUUUUUUUCCUUUUUUUUUUCUUGGCACAGAGCGAAGCCGUGACAAUGACUCGGCGCUUUGUAGAACCGUGAAAACGCAGCCUUGUCCCAAUGCGUUGUCGGCUCGGUCAAUCCUUGACUCUACCGUGAGCUGUGACUUCACCGAGAGGAAAACGGUUUAUUUAAUUAAUUUUCUGAAAACGGACUUCUGGAGCAAGGGUAUUUGUCGAUUGGCAUGAUAUUAUAGUAGUUGCAAAACGUUACAGUGGUUUAUUGUCUGAAAUUAUCGAUACGUUUUAAGAUCUUGUUUGGUAAGUAACUGGUAUGGACUAAGAUUUCCAGUUUAAUGGAUUUCGACAUUUGCCUUGGGUCGGCGUGUUUCUCUUUUAAUAACUUUUCGUCAAUUAACGGAUAAAUUACUGUGAAACUCAGAAAACAGCGGACAACAAAAAUAUUUCUGGCAUGUGAUUGCGUCGCAAGAAAAAAAGUACAUUAGGUAUGAGAAAACUAAACAGCGCCGCAAGCAACCAGGGAAGUUUUAUGGUUUUAUGGUCGGUUAGUAAUAUGACCGUCAAAAUCCUAACAGCUGCUGAAAUGAACCCUUACUGUGUUUUUGGUUUGUAUUUACUAUUUUAUGUUUCCUUCGCCGUGUUACUUGUGUCACUGCAUGAACAUUAAGACCUCAAAAUUCCAUGUUCCCGAAUGUUAUAAGUUUUUAGGGUCAUGAAGUUUACACCGCAAAAAAAUUCAGCUCUUAGGGAAAGGUUUAAUCACCUAGGCAACUCGCAAUGGCACAAACAGAGAUUUGGGCAAACAUUGAUAGGAAGCCAAUUCAACUGGACCAUCAGGUUGGUUGGACAUUUUUACAGGGUACCGAUAGAGUAAAGAGAUCUUUUCACUUACACUUUUGGCGCAGAACUGUUUUUCUUUUUACAAUGCCCAGUAUUUAUUCUUCCUUUAUUCUAAGCAUCACGAAAUGAUUGACAUGCUGCAACCAUCCGAAGAGCAACGUUUAAUGCCCUGGACGCACCAUUAGAGCUCAAGUACCUUAUUUACUUAACCCUCUUCCACCUCCAACAACGCUGAACCUUGUUACAAUCCGUUCCGCCGACUAAAUAUAAAUAGAGUGUUUGCAGAUAAAUGGAAUGGACCGACACACGACUAAGAAGAUUUUUUCCCAAGAACCCAAACUACUGAUAAAGAGAAUAAUUGGAAGUUUGCAAGUAUAAUCAACUUGUGUAUCAAAAUGUUUCAAACUUAUCAGCCGUGUAGCCUGAGAUCAAGCCGAAUAUUAUUUUCCUUUUUCGUGGUCGCGUCCAACCGAAACGAAAAACAAGCUUGAUAUCAUCAUCAGGUUAAAUUGUAAUAGGACGGUACUCGUCAAUCCGAGUGGGAAUAGUUAGAAAGUCCGUCUUUGUAUAAAUUAAACACAAAAAAUAUAAAAUAUGUUUCGUGCAAAGGACGCAGCAGUAAAGCUCAUCACAAGUGCCGCGGUCACACAACUUGACCCUUUAACGCGAAUUACUCUAACAGUUCGAAAUCAGUGUUCUAUUGUUUAGCGUUCCAUCCACUGAAUACGAAUAGAUGUUUUUACAACUGGACGAGGGUUGGCGCACGAUCAUACAAUUUAUCCACCAGACAUUGGCUCAGUAGAUAGACUCAGAUGUGUCAAUCAUUUCUAAAGCCUUUUGAAACAAUAUGGGACAAAACUCUCUAGGGAGAGGGGGGCAAUUCGUUUUUACUUACCCCUACCCGGAGAGUCAGUACGGACGUAUUGUGACGUUAUAACCAUAUUUUCUGGGAUGGAUAGUUUACCAUUUUCUCUUAAGUAUGGAGCUUCACGCUCGCGCGCGCUUUGCGGUAGCGGAGGCUCCGCUUGUAUUUACAGAUUUUCACCACAGAAAAUGAUAUCCUUUUUAAAAUCUCACCCCAGGGUUUAUUCUUAAAGUAUUCUUAAAAUUUCGCAAAUUCGAGCCUCGAUAUUCUUAUAAAAAAAAAGAGUGUAAAGAAGGAGAACUUUUACUUGGGCGGAAACAUGAAGACAUAUCUAGUCAAUUAGAUCAUGCCGGUGUUUUUGAACUGAAAAAUUCACUGGGUUGGCGUCAGGAGCCCUAUGGUUGGCGUUUGUUCCAGUUUGAAGUGAAGAGGUCAUCCUUGCAGUCCUUCUUUACUCUAGAGCACUAACAGCGCGAAGAGAAGAGGAAUUCUAUUGGUACGCUGAAUUAAUGUGAUAGGCAGCGAUAUGACUGAAAUCUAUUCACAGGCGCUCACAUAUUUCGCUUGCUUUCCUAACUCUUAGGAGAAUGAGGGACUUCUCAUAGUCUACUCAAUACCGAAUCAAAGUUACUAAAUCAGUUUUACUACUACUUAUCGAUCGUAGCGUCAAUUAUAACCCCCAAAGCCUAAAAUUUACUUGCCAGAGAAGCGAGUAGCUUGAAGAAUAGAAGGUAUAAGCUCAAAAUGGAAUCUCUGUACGCUGCAACUGGAAUAAAAAAAACAAACAAGAAAGACAAAAUUCGUCUUCAGAUGCUGUUUUAAACAUUGUUAACGCUUCAAGUUCUCUUUUCACAGCUGGGAGUAUUUCCCGCAUGACCACGCCCAGUCACGUGCUUAUCGGUGGGGAGAGGAUGGUUUACUAGGGAUCACGGACCAGGAGUGCCGGCUGUGUUUUGGUUUGGCUUUGUGGAAUGAAAAAGAUCCCAUUCUGAAAGAAAGACUGUUUGGUUUGACUGGAAAUGAAGGUUAGAAUAUCUAGUAACCCAAAUUUUCAACAUCGUUUUGACGUAUUGAUUGGGUCAUUUAGUUAUGACGGACCUUCAGCAACGACGACGGCGACAUCAACGAGAACGGCAAAAAAGCAAUAGGUUCAGAUUAGCAAAAAACAACUCUGCACGCGCAUCACGCUUUAUUGUACAUUUCUUUGCCACAACGGCACGACUGAGACUUGAAAAUGCCUAAUCUCACGUUUUUUCACGACUUUCUUUUUCUUUCCCUGAACUUCGAUACAGUCUUUUAGAAUUCUUUUCAAGAAAAAAAUUGCCAUCAUUUGUCACAUUGAACGAGAUGGAAUAAGCCUGAUAAAGUUUGAGACAGCGCGACUUUAACCAGUUGGUACAGAUAGGUAGAAUUAAACAUCUUUUGGAUAAGAAAACCUUUUUAUUACUUAUAAAUAGCUUUGUUUUCAGUAAACUUUUUUAUUGUUCCUCAGUAUGGGGGAACACAUCUAAACGUAACCUACACAAACUGCAGUUGGUACAAAAUUUUGCGGCCAGAGUCGUGUUAGGUUUAAAGAAGCUUGACCAUAUCUCCCAGGGACGGAGAUCUCUUAAAUGUUUAGAUGUUACGGAGAAGGUUCUGUUUAAUGACUUAGGUUUAGUAUUCAAAUGUGCAAAUGGCUUAGCUCCAGAUUAUUUAGGUAAAUAUUUUAUUAAACGCUCAGCAGUUCACAACAAGAGGAUGUAACAAUUUUGUGGUCCCCCGAUGUAGACUAUCAGUGGGACAAAGGGCAUUUUAAUUGAACUACUGUAACUAAGUUUUCUUUUCUUUUCUUAAUUACCAGUAUUAUGUAAUAAUUAACAUUGUGACUGAAAAGCCCUGUUGAAGGGAGUCUCAAUAAAGUAUGUAUGUAUGUAUGUCUUCACUUUUAAGUGACGUUUUCGUAACCGUCGCCGUGGUUGUUGCUUCAGUUUAGACAAUUUCUAUGUGUCCGAGUGAGUAAUAAUUUAAUUACCCAGGGACUUGGGGGACGUGGAUAUGACCAAAAGGAAGCCACUUGAAUUGUGAAACUUAUACAUUUAAAAGCCGAUUGAAACCCAAAAAAAUAAAAACAGUAUUUAAUCAUCAAAGAGAACUUAUUCUUUCCUUCCACUCUAGUUUUCAAAAAACUAUAUUGUAGUCCUGGUAACCUGCAGAUAUUUAAAAACUUUACUUUAGUCCUUAUAAUUGCAGAAAAUUUUUAUAUUGUUCUUUACAAAUAGAUCAAGACAGAAAAAUGGGAAACAGAAGGUAGAGUACGCCCCCACGCCCCCUCCCCCCCCAACAGAAUGUCAGUCUUCUUUGAAAGAAGACAGUUAAACUUUUUCAAGUACAACUAAAGAUACAGAAAACAACUUUUCAGGGCUUCAAAUUUCUAAAAGUAUGAGUAAUUGUAAUUUUAAAGAAGUAACUAGAGUUGCCAUCUCCAUUUGUACCUUCUGUCCACUUUUUUUAAAUAUUGACAGCCGUGUGGCUGGGUCAAACUGCAACUAUAGCAUAGGUUUUAGAGUCUUCAGUUUUUCACGUAUUAUCUCACUCAAGUUUAUGAAUAAAAUUGUUAUUUUUAAAGGAAAUCAUGGUGAAGAUGUGAAGGAAUGCUAUUACUAUCUUGAUUCCACUCCAACACAUUCUUACAUGAAGGCCUUGUACAAGUACCCUCAGAACGAAUAUCCUUAUAGCUGGCUUGUUGAUGAAAAUCGAAAAAGAUCACGUCAAGAGCCUGAAUUUGAGUUGUGUGAUACUGGUAGGAGGAUACUUUUGCAUUAUUCUGUAAAUUCAGAAUUUUUUUUAACGAAACCUGCCUUCCUUCAUUCCCCCAAAAUCCUAGUGUUAAGGAUCAAACCUUUCUUGGAUGCUUUGAAACAUUUAGCUUUAGAGACUUCUUCCCCUUGGAAUUUCAAUCGACCUUCUUUACGACUUCCAUUGGUAUUUUCCUUGAACCCCAUCUUCAGUGUGGCUAAAUUCUUUCUUCACAGGAAACUAAGUCAACCUUUUAGAAAGAUUAUCACCACCCAGGGGCGGAUCCAGGAUUUUUUUUAGCAGGGGGUGCACUCGUCUCUUGCUCUACUUCAACACCAAUAAACCACAUAGUUUUUUUUUUUUUUUGCAGAAUACCAGUUGUAUUAGAAAACCGCAGGUGAUCUCAGGGGGGGAGGGGGUGCGCACCCCCUGCACCCUCCCCCUAGAUCCGCCCCUGCCACCUCUAUCUUUAUUCUACAACUGGAUGAAUCACAAGUAAACGUCAACGGACUUACCGUCCGGGGCUUCAAUGUACUACACUCUCUCCUGUUUAAUAUUUGCCACACCUGAAAUCUAUAAAGAAAAAUAAGCCUAUUACAAUCAUAGAAAGUUAUAAUCCCUUAAUGAUAUAGUAACACUCAAUUAGGGAAUGAUUUAUACCUCCAAAAUGUCAAGUUGCGAAACCAGGGCAAACCUCCGUAACCAACCUGUGUUGGUCUGUGCUGUUCCUUCCAUAGUGCUGAACUUUUAAGUGUCAUUCAAUUGACACAUAUAAAUAAAUUUAACUAUCUUGUAGGUGUGUUUAAUGACAGUCGUUACUGGGAUAUCUGUGCAGAGUAUGCAAAGAAUACACCAGAUGACAUUCUCAUCCGUAUCACAGUAACAAACCGUGGUCCUGACACUGCACGGCUUCAUGUCUUGCCAACAUUGUGGUUUCGAAACACCUGGAUCUGGGGCUGUAAGCAUGAAGGGUGUACAAAGAAGGCAAGCAUCAUCCAGAAAACUCAAGACACUGUGGAGUGUCAGCAUGAAACAUUAGGAAAGGUUUCAUUUAUUGUUGACGUUGGACCCGAAAAAAAGACGCCAGAGCUUCUGUUUACUGAGAAUGAAACAAACAACAAGGUACGAUUUUGUUCGUAACUUAUCACCGCCUUGAAUUUGCAGUAAUGGAUGAAUGUAGAAAGGUAAACUACUGGAACAACCCUGUUUGUCAAACAAACUAUCUGACAACUAUAAAACUCAAAAUAUUAACAACCAGCACGCGGACCAUCUUAGGUAGCCGCGCUAGUAAUGCGCAUGCGUUGAGUCCCGUGGAAAGAGUAUUAAAUAACACUGAUCUCGAGCCAAAAAAAUUUUUGCGUUAUAAAUAAAUGACAAAUUAUGUUAGCAGUGCUUUUUUGGAGAAUAGGAGAUAUGUCCACUUUUGACAGGUUUUCUAUCGUCGCACGUGACAGAAAAUGCAUCGUUUUCCGAAGAAAAUAAAGAAUAAGAGCCAAAUUGUAAACAUAAACAAAAGCCAGUUUCUAAAGUAAAGUCGCCUGAACAACAAUGAAAUGACCGCAUUUAUUAAAAAUAGGCACAACAUGCAAACUUUAUGAGCUCAAAAUAUAACAGAGGAGAUGAAAACAGACCUGAAUGUGUGUAAAUAGAAUCCCAGACUCUUUAAAGACCUUUUGUUUGUGUGUUUUGGCGAAGAUGAGCCGGUUUCAAGUCUGUUGUUAACGAGUACGUAGCUGUUUGAAACUCCUAGAAUUUGGGGGAGAUUUUUCUUCUUUCCAUCACAAUUUUGCUCUGCUCAGUUUUUCCGGUUGCAUUCGAUUUACAUGAAAACCGAGAGACCAUCAUCAACCUCAAUAUUAUUUGUCAUCAUCUGAUGCAGUCUCUGUUUUCCUAGCAAAUGUUUGAAUGAUUGAAACGUACCCCGAUGCGCCGCCUAAAACCCGAAAACAGUUGAUUUACUACAAACCUCCUUGACAAGUUUUAAUUUCUGACCAAUCAAACUCAUAAAAAUGUCCCACGAUAUUACAUAUUAAACCGUUCAAUUAAAUAUAUGUAUUGCGCGCGCGUUUGGUAAGGUAAUAAAAAUCUCAAAUUGUAAUAACCCUUUUAGAUAAUGCGCGCGCACAUCAUAGCUUCACGUGUCACACUACGGAAAGAAAUAACAACAAAGAAAAAAAUCAUUAUUUGUGUAGGAAAAUUUCCCAGUCUUUCCCUGAAACGUUUAGAACAUUUGACCUUUCAUAAACCUUGUCAUCUAAAAAAGACACAUCCAAGUUAGUAUUUUAAUGUUUAUACAGUUACAACAACAGAACUUCGUCUAUAUACGCCAGACAGUUAAACCCUUUUUUAACGUCCGAUCAUGCAUGUGUUUUGUUGUCCAUCUUUAAAGCAUCUGUAUGGUGUCGACAACUACACAACAUUCACCAAGGAUGCCUUUCAUCGCUAUAUCAUUCAUGGUGAAAGAGAUGCAGUCAAUCCCGAGAAAAAAGGCACCAAAGUGGCUCCUCAUUAUUUGCUGGUUGUCCCUUCUGGGGAAGAACGAGUCUUGCAGUGUCGACUCAUGGCUGAGGGAGAUGUUGUGACUGAACCAUUUGCUGAAAGAAAUUUCGGAGCAGUAGUUCAGAAGCGACAAGAAGAAGCAAACGAAUUUUACCAAGUUGCCAUGCCAUGUAAGCCUUCAUAAUGCGCCCUGAUAGAGACUUUUUCCAAGGUUUUAUCAAAAACAAUUAAUUAAAUCCAUGUUCUCGCAAUAAGGAACAAUGUUAUCGAUAUCUAGUACAGAUCGUUCUGGACAAAACCUAACGCGCAAAAAAGUACAAAUUGAGGCACUGACAAAAACUGGUUAAGUGUCAACUGCCGUACUGAUUUUAGUUAAACACGGUCGUUUUCUUUGGCGCCCUAACAUAGCACAGUAAAGACUGCGUUAAAAAUUUGAAAAGACAGUAGCGUUGCCUGUAUUAAGCAGAGAUGAUUCGCCCAAAUAAAUAAUCUGUCAACAACAACGACCACAAUUUGUGAAUUUGUACUGUUGUACUAGGGUAAGUGGAUCAAAGUGGAUGAAGGGGGUAAAGUGGCGGGAGGGUGAGCGCGACCUUCCCUUGCGAAGGCUCAGUUGUUACUCUUGCUAUUCUUUCAGCUGGCUUGACUCCAGAGGAAACCGAGGUGUCUCGUCAGUCCUAUGCCGGCCUACUGUGGAGCAAGCAGUUCUAUCAUUACAUCAUUAAAGACUGGUUGACUGGUGACCCGGAGAUGCCGACUCCACCCACUGAAAGGUUCAAUGGAAGGAACUCAGCAGCAGGGUGGAGACACUUGUUUAACAGAGACGUUGUAUCCAUGCCAGACAAGUGGGAGUAUCCCUGGGUAAGUUUUUCGCACGAUUUCUGAGUUUCUGCAACACAUCACCUGUUUCUUAGAAAAUUUAAAGGUAGCUUUGCCCCUUUGCAACUAUUUUCGCGAUCAAGUGACUUAACAAAGUGAAAACCGGUCCUGCUUGCUGCACGUCUGCUAUGCCCUUUUAUAAGAAACAUUUUCCUGUGGAACAAUGUGGACUCCAUCUUUUCAAUCUGUUAAGCCAUUCAUUUGGUAUGUCCUCUAUGUUAAGUAAAAGAGAAUUAGUAUCUAUAAUAGUAAUUCUUACAUGUUCUUAUUGUUAAUGGCAGCAACUUCCAUAAAACAGUUGCAGCAUGAGCGAAGAUGCGACUCCCAAGUGUGAAGCAGUUGACUUUUGGAACGAACAAAAGAGAUUACCCCGCGAGCGAAGAGCACUGAUUAAAAGCUGCUUUAUAACAAUCAGUCUCCACGAUUUUUCAUUUUUUUAUCUUUCCUUUAGAAAGAACAGACCCGAUAGAUCUUAACGAGUCAAUUGACCGUCAUCGAAGAGUAUCGUGUAUUAAAGUGACUGGCCUUAGGGGCUGACCAUUCCACUUUCAAAGUGGAAUAGUCAGCCCCUAAGGCCAGUUUGAAAGGAGCGGGGGAGGAGUUAUGGGUGAUAUGGUUUGAGCAACAAAUUAUUUUCCAAGCCUACUACUUUGAUGGAAUUUGAUUCCUAACUUUUGGCUCUGAACAUAACACUAGGGAUACAUCAAUGCAUUUCUUUGCAAUGGCUGAAAGUGUAUUGCCGGUUUUGAGUAAAUUAUAAGUAUAUUAACGGGAGCUUCGGUUUUAGGCUUGCAUGGCUAAACUCAAAUUAGUUGACUAUAACAAACUUCAUCAUAUUGAUGGCGCUUGCUGUCUGAUGAAAUGUGGUCAACCAUUAUGGUUUGAUGGCAAAUGGCUGGGCGUUUUGCAUUAAGGGUAACGCUGUAUGUAAUUAAUGUGGAAAGCUGUCGAGAAAAAGGUGCUAGAAACGAAAGGACAAAAAAGCCAUCCUCUAUUAAAUAAGCCCGUCUGCGUUGCUCUGACUGAUUGGAAGAAAAGCACGUCCCUAAAUAUACACUUUGAAAAGAUGCGAGUUAAAAUAUAACUUUGCUCUGAAUCAGAGUGAAGUCUUACUGCAAUAUGGCCAAUAACCUCUCUCCAUCUCUUUCAGUACGCCACAUGGGACCUAGCUUUCCAUAUGAUUCCCAUGAGCGUUAUAGACCCCCAGUUUGCAAAGGAUCAGUUAAUCCUGUUUCUUCAAGAAACGUACUUGGCGCCAAAUGGCCAGAUGCCAGCUUAUGAGUUUGCCCUGGGUGAUGUGAACCCGCCCGUUCACGCGCUAGCAUGCCUUUUGGUCUACGAAAUGACGGGGCACCCUGGAGACCGGGACGAUAACUUCCUGAGAGUUUGUUUUCGGAAACUACUCAUUAAUUUCACCUGGUAAGGAAGUAGGAUCAAAAGCCCUUUUUUUCUUAAGUUAUUCGGGCAAGGUAAGACAAAUUAGUAUCUCGAAACUCUUGUUUCUUGAUUUUAUAAAAAGUCAGAUAACUUCUUUUACGUUUUAUUGUUUUGUUUUUCUACACAUGAUACUGAUUAGUAAUGAACAUAAAAGAAAAGAAGUAAAAGUUGAACAACAGAGCGAAUCUACUUUCUCUAAGUUAGAAAAAGUGACUUGAUCAUUUUAUUAAGAUAACAGGGCAACACAGAAAUAAACGUUUUUACGUGUGAAUUCGAGUCCCUCUUCAAUUCAUAGGUGGGUGAAUGCAGGUGUUAGAAAAUAUUCAUUUGUUGCACUUCGGUUUUUUUUUUGUUCAAUUCUUAGGUGGGUGAACCGUAAAGAUCCCUCUGAUACGAACAUUUUUGGCGGGGGAUUUCUUGGUCUUGAUAACAUUGGUAAGGACCCUUGCUCUAUCCAUUUGUCAGAGUAACUGAAUAUUUCCAUGGCUGCACUGAGAACGUAGACAGUGGCACAGAGUGUAAGGUUUCCUAUAUUCGAUCAGAAAUUUGCAGAAUUAUCCCAGAGGGGUUGUUAUGGAAACGAAAUUUAGGGCACUCUGUAAAUACAUUCCCCUGUUCUCUGCUGCAUAAAAUAGCUUUCCCACUGAACCAAUUUUUGGAAUUUUAGAGAAGCACUGGCGUAAUUCGACUUUAAAUGUUUCUCCGACAAUGUGGACUAGGGAAGGUCUGUCCUUUGUUCUACGUGACGAAUGGAGCUAUUUUCACCCCAAUUUGUGUUUAGCUUACGAAAAGACAAAACAAUGUUUUCGAUUCUCUACUGUUUUCAUUAUCUACUGAUGUGUCCGUGAGAAUGUCUCGAAAGAACCGUGGCGAUACACGUCUAUAGUUGGUUUAGACUUCAACUUCAACGUUAUUUAAUAAAAAUAUUGAUUACAAUAGACUGGCCCACAAAAUAGCAACUGCUAAUCUAGGCAGACCAGUUAAAAGAAAAAUAAAGUGAUAAGAAAGGAAAGGAAGGAAAAUAUUUUAAGUUACAAUAAAUAAUAUUUCUAUCAUAGUUUUAUUUUAAUUACAUUAAAUCUAAGGAAAAACGAAAAAGGAAUUGACAGAGAGCAAAAAACAAAUACUUUUGUACAGAAAUCACACCAAUUAAGGGAAAUUGAAAGUCGACUUCAUCCAGUAGUAAUGUUAAAUUUUCCAAAUUUUGGUUGAUGCUUACAACAUUAUUGUGAAAAACUGAAAAACUGGAUUGAACCUCACUGAUGGAUAGCUUUCUAUCAAAUAAUUUGAAACUAUGCUGUGAUAAAUAUCGACAUUGUCUGUGAUCGUUGUUGUUACUAUUUAAUUGACCGUCAAGAUUAGUAGAUCUCAGAAGACUCUCCUUCGUCUAACUGGAUUGAAUACUGAAAACUAUUCUUUUUUGGCAGGAAUCUUUGAUCGGUCCCAGAAUUUGCCAUUCAACGAAGUGCUCUUACAGGUGCGUUUGCUGUUUUGCCUUGAGAAAUAAAUCCUGUAUAGGACUAAUCAUUCGAUUUUUCCCUUUAUCUUUGUAGGCUGAUGGUACAGCGUGGAUGGCGUUUUAUUGUAUCCUAAUGCUAAAGAUCGCUCUGAUCCUGGCAGAGAAAGACGACACAUAUCAAGACAUAGCAUGUAAAUUCUUCGAGCACUUCACUCAAAUCUCGGAUGCAAUUAAUAAAAUGUCCUCCGGUCUGGGCUUAUGGGAUCAGCAAGAUGGCUUUUAUUACGACCAUCUGAAUGCAGGCACUAACUCCGAGCCACUACGCGUGCGCAGUAUGGUUGGCCUCGUUCCUCUUAUGGCUUGUCUUGUUCUUGAUAAUAAGUUCAUAAAAACCCUACCCGUACUCAAAAAGCGGGUUGAAUGGUUUAUGCAAAACCGGAAAGACUUAGCUUCUCAGGUAAGUGACCCGGAGUUUGUGAAAAAAAUAUCUCUUACAUGACAUUUGCAACAUUCAAUUAAAUGAUAUUACCAGAACGACUUUCAAAGUUCAAGCCAAUAAUGUCGACAAAGUUCUCACUCUUCUCUGCUUCUGACUCUUACAUUAAAAGGGUUAGUUAAGUGUCCCGAGGUAUUAAUAUCACCCGUCAGGAAUCGCCGAGGGGUGGGGCUGGGAAGGUUUAAUUAGCCCCUCUUCUUUUUGAGAUUUUCGAAAAAAAAGUACUUUAGUUUAUCAGAUUCAAAACUGUACAAAAAGUAUUUUAUUUAUUCAAGCAAUUGCUGAACUCUCUUUAACUUAGUAAUUCUUUUAUACUUUCCUCUUUUUACCCAACUUUUGAGGAUUUCUUACACCAACUAAACACAAACAGCUUGCGUCUGACUUCAAAGUUAUCUGCUGACAGUACGGAUAAAUUUUCAAACGGUUAAGUACAUAUAAAAUUUUACAAACCAAAAAGUGCGGGAUAGAUUAACAAGAAACCUGUCCAGGGACUUAAUUUUGAACAGCGCUAUGGAGUUUUGUACGGUGACUCUAACUUAUGAGUCUGCGGUUCAAAUCCUAUGGUGUGACCAUUCAAAUGAAAUCUCUUCAGUAGUACUUUCACAUGUUGCUACUUGUUUUUCAAAAUUUCACAAAACUAAAUUUGGAAAUUAGGUCGAAAUUUGCUUUUGGCAAAAUUUGGCAGUGAAAGGGUUAAAAGCACAAUGCGUUUUGUUCUACAUCCUGAACAUUUUGAGGACAGUCCAUUUUCACCUUUUCAUAUUCACGAAGCCGAGAUAGCUCUCCGAAUUUCACCUCGAUUCACCUGAGCUAAUGAACAGCAACUAAAUAAUUUUAAAAAAUUGUGCAUAACUAUUAUUCAAGGAUAAAAGUUUUAGAUGCAUUUCAGAAAACCCAAAUUUCAAAUUUUCCCGGGAACAAAAUGACAACUAUAAUUACAAUUAAAGGCUCCUUAGAGGUACAUUAAUGAACAGUUGUGUUCAUUAAUGUAACUUUAGGGAACCUUUAAUUAACAAUUAAAGAAUGAGGCUGAGUAUCUUAUGAAGAAUUAUGGAGAUUGAGGCUGGAGGGUGUAAGAUAACGCCCUCCGAGAUCUCCGAAAUUCUUCAUAUGAUACGAAAACCGAAUUCAAUAUUUGUUUUAUUAUUCAUUCAAAAUAAUUCCUAGUUUAAAAACAUGGCUAAAACAUGCUUACCUCCAUCGAGCCAUCGAUGUUAAGUUCAUCUUCGAUAGUGCACGUUUAGGGUUGUUCAUCUCCGAAAAUAUUCUCCAAAUAGCAGCUGUCACCCUUUGACUUGUCUUCUUGCUGUUGUUGUCAUGGUUUUAGCUAUUAUUGCGCCUAGUUCUUACUCUUGAAACGAGCGAAAUGUCCGCUAUUUUUGUUUUCACAACCAAAACAACUCAACCUCGUCCCCAGGUCUUCUCGGUUAACGGUGCCUUAACCUGCAAGAAAGCUGCACUUUUGACUUCAUCGGUUCAUUAAACGCAAAAUUCUUCCAAAUUUGGCCAUCAGUAGCUGGUUAUGGUGAAUUAUGCAUGUGCUUUUGGGCAAUCAGAAUCGGGGACAUAUUUUGAAUGAAUAAUAAUUGUAAUUAAACGAGUCGUCAUUUUGUCCCCGGGAAAAUGCCCCCCAGUACGCUCGUACCUAACGAUUCAGAUUAGACCCCCUCCCCCAAACUUUCAACCGACCUCGCUGCGCGAUUCAUGUACAUACAACUAUGGCAAACGAUGGGGAUGGCCACGUGACUAUUUUUAAGCAAAUCUCAUUUACUUUUUUUUGCAGUAUAUUGCCGAUUAAUUUUCCCGACUUUUUGUCAUAGGUAUCAUUUAUGAAUACAGGUGGAGAGAGCGACUUCAAUUAUUUACUUGCCAUUCCUACCAAGGACCAGCUUAUCCGUGUGCUAAGUCGUAUGUUAGACGAGGAGGAAUUUCUGUCACCUUAUGGCAUUCGUUCAUUGUCCAAGUUUCACGAAAAGAAUCCAUAUAACUGGAAGGAGGUAAACGGUCAAGUUUACAGCGUACAGUAUGUCCCAGGGGAGUCUGACACUACCAUGUUUGGCGGGAACAGCAACUGGCGUGGACCUAUCUGGCUUUGCAGUAAGUACAGUAUUUAAUAAAACAAAGUUUGAACGGGAAUGUUUUUACCUGUCAAAUGAAUAUAGACUCGAACAGGAAUCAUAGGUAACGGGCAAGAUCCCGUCGGUACCCAUUCUCACCACCAAGAGUAAUCAAGGAUCAAACCCUAAGAAAAAAUUUCCGACCUUCAGAUGAGAUUCGAACUCACCACAUCUCCAAGUUCUAGUUCGGAUGCUCUGUUAAUGAGCUACUAGAGUCUCUAUACAAAAUAGUUGGUUUUUUAUGUCCCGCGAGAGUUAGAUCGGGGAAGUGUUGUGUUAUAUGAGGUAGCUCAUAUAAUAAGCCCCAAGGUUUUAAUUUGAGCUUCCUCGCUAGAAAAAUACUUUUAAUUCUUUUACUUACAAUUUACGUCUCUUUAAUCUUUAAAUAACAUUUUUGUAAUAUAUUGCAUGUCUGUGUGUGUAUGUACUUUUUUUCUGGCAAAUAAAUAAACUGAAACUAAACUUGAAUAAACUGACAAGGCCCUGGUUUUUCUACCCUGCGAGCAGAGGCUACUUUUCGCACGCCAGCUCAUACCGCGAAAAUGUAGCCUCUGCUCGCAGGGUAUGGUUUUUCCGUCCUUUUCCGAGAACGUCAGAGCAGAAGAAGUUUAUAGAUGUACACUUACUUUGAAACAAACAUUUGACGCAUUGGGCAAACUGUGGCGUAAAACAUGGGUGAAAUAUCUUGCCGGUAAAGCAAAAAUUCCCAGGAGGGUACACUAGAUUUUAAAGACACGUUAUUAAGUUCUUGUUAUCGAUACGUAUGUUUGUAAGUGGUCAAUCUCUGAACGAAUAGAAAAGUGAUAACGAAGUAUUAGCUAGUUUGUAAAAAUAACGAAAACGUAUUAGUUAAAUGUUUUUAGGAAGAAUCGGUUUGUCUUUUUGUUCGCACUUCACUUUAAUGUACGACAAAUUACACAAGAUUUGUUUCCGCUCCUUUUUCAACUUACUGCAGUAUGAUAUCUUUAUCAACGACGUUUUUCUGUUAACCUUUAGUGAACUACCUCCUCAUAGGGGGCUUAGAACUCUACGACCGUUUUUACGGUGACAGCUUGACGAUAGAGUGCCCCACCCGGUCGGGAAAUCACAUACGCCUGCGUGAUGUUGCUCUUGAACUGAGCAGGCGCGUAGUGUCUUUGUUUCUGCCCAAUAAGGAUGGACGAAGGCCAUGCCACGGAGAUGAUGAGAGAUACGCCAGUGAUCCACACUGGAGCGAUCUGGUGUUGUUUUACGAGUACUUCCAUCCAGAAACGGGACGAGGGUGUGGUGCUAGGUAAGUAACUUGGAGAUUGUUUUAUCUUAACUUACUACUUGACAAACCUCGUUUUCUCAAGGAGAAUUUAUUUUAAAACUCUCUCAAUUUGCCAACCCAAAAAUGGAUUGGCACAGGACCCCCAUCAUAACUGAUAGCACAUCUUUGACGUUUACCAGCUUUCAUCAGCCAAACUUCGCUACUAAGCAUCGUCUGUACCACUCUCAAAUUUUAUGUACACGUCCAACAUUUAGAAAAUUAUAAUACGACUUGACACUUGAACCUCCGAAUUUUGAUUUUGUUUAUUGGUGUCUGUUACACGUAACAGUCCAUUCACCUGAACGAUGAUAAAACCUCGCCCUAGAGCUUGUCCUGGCACCAAUACGAUAAUGUUAAAUUUUCGAGAAAAUAACACACAACCCAAUGUUGUGGGAGAGGUUUCCCAUUAAGUGUCUUAAAAGAAUAGUGGAGAUAAUUUUUAGGACUCUAAUUGUCUUUAUGAACACAUUGGUAUUAUUCUUACGUUGAUUUUUUUCUCAAUAGUCACCAGACAGGAUGGACCGCGCUUGUCAGUCGUCUGCUGUUUAAGCUGGCCAUGAAUCGCUAA
Messenger RNA from Porites evermanni, 17020 nucleotides. NCBI's taxonomy places the organism in Eukaryota, Metazoa, Cnidaria, Anthozoa, Scleractinia, Poritidae. The record is from the annotation of a GenBank genome assembly.